UGAACAGUCAGAGCAAUGGACAGUUUUGAUCUCUCUCUGUCUCUCUAUCUGUUUCUCUCAGGUGUACACACAUUCCAGAACAUGUAUGGCUGUGAGUGGGAUGAGGAGACUGGAGUCACAGAGGGGUUUUACCAGUUUGGAUUUGAUGGAGAAGAUUUCGUCUCAUUUGACCUGAAGACAUUGACAUGGAUCACUCCAAAACCACAGGCAUUCAUCACCAAGAACACGUGGGACAGUAACAAAGCUGGCAAUGAGUACAUUAAAAGCUAUUUCACCCAGGAGUGUAUUGAUUGGCUGAAGAAGUAUGUGGAAUAUGGGAAGAGAAGUCUGAUGAGGACAGUCCCUCCAACAGUGUCUCUGCUCCAGAAGACCCCCUCCUCUCCAGUGACCUGCCACGCUACAGGUUUCUACCCCAGUAGAGUCAUGGUGACCUGGAAGAAAGAUGGACAAGAUCACCAUGAAGAUGUGGAGAUGGGAGAGACUCUCCAGAAUGAUGAUGGAACUUUCCAGACGAGUGUCCGUCUGAAUGUGAAGCCUGAGGAGAGGAAGAACAACAAGUAUCAGUGUGUGGUUCAGGUUGCAGGUAUCGAUGAGGACUUCAUCAAGGAUCUGACUGAGGACACAACCUCCAUUGGCCCCAUCAUUGGAGUGGUGGUAGCUGGCCUCCUGGUCAUAGCUGCUGUUAUUAUAGGAGUCGUCAUCUGGAAGAAGAAGAGCAAGAGAGGUUUUGCUCAAACCAACACUUCAGACACUGACUUUGACAACUCUGAGAGAGCUGGCCAGAUGAUUUGAGACCUCAAAAUGAGAAAGCUGAAGAGGACAUAGAUGAAAUGGAAACAACAGACAUUUUUCUGAAUCCAAUAACAUAGCACAUACAUGUAUACAUUCAUGCACACAUACAGUAAUCACAGAUCUCAUGUACAAAUCUGCUGUUAAAAUAUUCUUAGAUUUUUUUUAACACUUUUGCUGACCUUUAAUCUAUGGUUUGCCUUUUUAAAAAUGUGCUGUUAUUUUGUUGAAUUCAUAUAUGAAUAUAAGAAGUACUGUGUAAUAGAUUAACCAGGCUGCAAAUGGAACAUCUAGAAAAUGUGAAAAUGGACAGGAUGAAACCAGAACCAUACUCGGCCAAUCUAUCCACAUUUUCCAUUUAUACAUAGUUUUUCUUUUCUGUCACUUCAUUUAUUUUUCCCUUUAUUUUUUUUAUUUUUUUGCUUGUCUGUAGAAAUAGUUGGUGAUGGAGAGUAUGUAAACAAGCAUUUUAUUGCAGUUGUUUGUACUUAUGGAGGCUCCACAUUUAUUCUGGGAUAGGCUUGUAAAUGUGAAAUCUACUUUUAAUGAAGUAUCAACAGUCAUACAUACAUGAAAGGGAGAUGAUCAGAUUGCCAGAUGUGCCAUUAAAAUGUUCUUUUCUGAAAGUAGCUUUUUUCGCUUAUUUGAUUUUAUGAUAGGUUUAAUUUAAUGAUACAUUGUUAAUUGAAUUCUGAUGAAAUAGUUGGUUAUGGGGAAAUAAGUGAAGAAGCAUUUUAUUUGCUUGUGUUCAUCCAAAUUAAUUGGGCUGAGUUAUUUUUUAGUCCUGGAGUAGGCUUAAUCUUCACUUCUCCCUUAUCAGUGUCAUCGAAACUAUCAAAUACACACCCAAUAAAUGUUUUGUGUGUGCACAAAGUAAAUUAUCCACUUGGGUUUAAUUCUGGAUUAAAACUCUCUUUUUU
Molecule: messenger RNA, 1709 nt
Organism: Esox lucius (northern pike)
Lineage: Eukaryota; Metazoa; Chordata; Actinopteri; Esociformes; Esocidae
Product: major histocompatibility complex class I-related gene protein-like
Exons: 6
Coding region: 16-792 (258 amino acids)
Biological process (GO): immune response
Cellular component (GO): external side of plasma membrane
Source: RefSeq, a predicted model, not a curated record